AUGAGAUAUUAUACGGCUUUCACCUUGAAGCGCGCAAUUCCAGUAAUUGCAUCAGAACCGGACCAGGAGAAGCAGGUGUCGAAGAUCGUGGCCGCUUCGGUGCCACCUAUUGAAGUAAUCAGCGAUACCCCUGGAUUUGCUGUCGGAGAUAUCAAAGGCGCAGAUAUCUCUGACGAUAUUGGUCGUCAGUACUAUCUGCAAAAUAGGGAUGAAGAAAUCUCCGACGAGGAGAAGAAGCGCAUUCGCAGAAAAAUCGACCUCUAUCUUCUUCCCAUGAUGAUGGUCACCGGGUUCCUGCAGUAUCUCGACAAGUCCACUAUUAACUACUCCGCUAAUUAUGGCUUGAGAGAGAGCCUAAAUAUGCAGGGAACCGACUAUUCUUGGGCUAGCUCAAUCUUUUACUUUGGCUUCUUGUUCUGGCAGUAUCCUUCUCUGCUGCUGCUCCAGAGAUUCCCCCUCGCCGAAUCGAUUCAGCUUGCAGCAUUCUUCAUCAUCACCAACAUGUGGUACACACGCGAGGAGCAGCCUAUCCGUCCCAUGGCGUGGUACGGAAUGCGCCCCAUAGCCAUCAUCGUCGGUUCUUUGUUUGCAUAUGGUAUAGGCCAUAUCAACUCUAGCAUUGGACUCUGGAGGUUUCCCUUCAUCAUCUGCGGUGCCAUCUCAGUCGUAUGGGUGGUGAUUCUCUGGUUUGCCCUGCCCUCUAAUCCCGCCAGUGUCUGGUUUCUUGAUGAGCGCGAGCGUAUCGUAGCCCUCCGGAGGAUGGAGGACGCCAAAACCGGCGUGGAGUCCAAGAAGUUCAAGAUGGAUCAGGCCAUCGAGGCUCUUCUGGAUCCCAAGGUCUGGCUUGCUGGCCUUUCUACAGGAGCGGGAAACAUCCUUAAUGGCAUCGGUCUGUUCCAAAGUCUCGUUAUCAGAGGAUUUGGCUUCUCACCCUUGCAAACCGCCCUCCUGCAAGUCCCAACUGGUAUCAUCGAGAUCAUCGGUCUCACUGUAUUCUGCACUCUCGCGUCACGCAUCCGAAAUUGGAGGCUAGCACUUGCUAGUCUGGCGAAUGCCUUGGCCAUUGUUGGUGCUUCCAUGCUAUACGUGUUCGACGUGCACCAGCGCUGGCGCCUGAUGGCUGGAUUCUGGGCCAUGAUGGCUUUUAUCCCGUGUAGCUUCUUGCUUGGGAUGGGUACUAUCUCCGGAAAUAUCGCCGGCCACACCAAGAAAGUAACAGCUCAAGCCAUUAUGUUUACGUGUUACUGUUGCGGAUGCAUUAUUGGUCCCCAGCUAUACACGACCCCUCCCUACAGGCAAGGUCUCAGGGCCAACAUUGUCGCUUUUGCUAUCAGCUUCUUUGCUGGCGCCUGUAACAUCGCGUACAUGCACUAUGAGAACCGUAAGCGUAAGGCGUUCCUGGAGGAGAACAGGCAUCUCUUUAACGAAGAUGAGUAUCAUUUCCGUGACUUCACGGACAAGCAAAACCCUUUCAUCUUGAACGUGCUCUAG
Molecule: messenger RNA, 1491 nt
Organism: Fusarium proliferatum ET1
Lineage: Eukaryota; Fungi; Ascomycota; Sordariomycetes; Hypocreales; Nectriaceae
Exons: 8
Coding region: 1-1491 (496 amino acids)
Biological process (GO): transmembrane transport
Cellular component (GO): membrane
Molecular function (GO): transmembrane transporter activity
Source: RefSeq, a predicted model, not a curated record